GGGUCCUGUGUCCACCACACUGGGCACCUGGAAGUAGGAAGUGUGGACGGGGCUAGGGCACAGAAGGACUCAGCGUCCUCCUCCGUAAAUUGGGCUGCGUAGACAGUGUCCCCAGGGUCCCACAGGCUCAUAGACGAGUCUGUGUCCCGGGAUCUUCAUCCCUGACCCUCUGUUCUCCCCUCCUGGGAAAAUGCUUCCUACUCCCUCAAGGUCCUUCUGAGCAGAGGGCAGCCUGGGGGCUUGGAGGACCGAGGUCCUGGGUUUGCAGCACGUGGCCGAGCAGUGGACCCUGGUGUGGGGACCGAGGUGAAGACCCUCCUUGUUGGAGCCUCGGGUCCUCAUUAGGAAGUGGUUCCCCAGGCAGUGCCCUGCCUGGGGUGAGGAGGCCUCGUGAGGGAGCUGAGCACCGGGCCGGGGGAGGGACACGGGCCACAAGGGAGGCUUCUGAGGGUCGUCACCUGGACCCUGGAGCCCACAGGCCCUGCUCCUGUGAGACACACAGAGACAGACCGAGUCCGAGGCAGACACAGAGAAUGGACCCCGGAGAGAGGAAAGCAGAAAUUCCAUGAAUCGGCCUGGAAGUGACAGCCCGUCAUCGUCUUCUAGCCCUUAGAACGCGGUCACACGGGCCGUCCACCCGGAAGGGGAGGGGGUGACACAGGGAUGUGUGACCAGGAUUCGGGAAGGCUGGGAGCCACAGCCCAGGCGCUGGGACCCGGGCCCAAAUGUGAUGGAGCCCCUGGAGGGGCGUGUCGGGUGGGCACAGGGUCUGAACGAGCUCACCUCCACCUUCCCCCGGGCCCGGGACCCAGGCAGGAGGGGUGGCUGUGCCUGGACCCGGAGCAGACCCAGGCCCGCGUGAGUGUGUUCCGUGCCAGGCCCACCCCUUCCUCAUCUUUCCACGGCCACGUGUGCCCACGAGCCUCAUGGGGUAGCAGGCACGGGACGAGUCUACAGGUGUCUCCCUGAUGGUGUCCCUAGAAGUGGAUUCCAGAAGGACCCCACUGUGCAGACGGGGAGACCGGGGGGCGCCGGGAGGCACAGGGUCUGUGCGGGGUCCCGGCACUGGUCAGGAGGAAAACCCAGGUCUGAACCCAGCUCUGUGUCCCCAGAGCUGCCACACCGGCUGCACCAGGCCUCGCGGGGAUGUGGCUGGGCUGUGUUGGUGUCACUGUAGGGACAGGGCAUGGGGUGGAGGGGAGCCCUCCGCAGCCUGGGAGGGGCUCUUGUAGGAGGAGGAAGACGGGUAAGGGGACCCACCUCUCUGGUCACAAAGCCCAGUGACCUGGCAGUGACCUCACCUCUCUGGUCACAAAGCCCAAGUGAAGUCAGAACCCGGGUCACCAGGCACCCACAUUGUGGAGACAGCGCCCGACUGGGCUCAUUCGUUGGGACACCUUCGCCUGACGAACAUGUUCUCCUGUUGUGUGCCCGUGUCCCGCGGCUGCUGGCUCAGGGGAGCCCGUGGCUGCGACGCUCCCCGACCCCGGAGACAGUGGGUCAGGUCGUGCACAGGACGCCUCAGGUCUCUAGCUCGCAGGGAGCCAAAGAAAUCAACGGAUGAAAUCGGGAGGCGACUGUCGGGAUCCCGAUUCACCUGCCCUACAGAGGUGUGCGUGUGCCCCGUCGCCCAGGAGGGCCACCCUGGACCCGGGGAGAGAGUGGCCGCACGGAGGUCUCCGGAAGCAGGGCCUGGAGAUGGCCUGGGAGGGCCUCCCUCACCGCCCGGGCCCCUCCACAGGGUCCUGGCUCAGCGGUCCUGGGACCAGGACCCGGAGCCCCCAGAGCCCGAGCCCGAGGAGUCCGGGGCAGGAGCAGAAGCCGGUGCGGCUCCAGAGCCCGAGCCAACAGCCUCGGGGGCCUCGGCGGCUCUGGAGGCGGGGGUGGCGCCUGGGGCGACUCCUGCAGGGGCCCGGCAGCCGGCAGGUGACCUGGGACCUGUGCGGGGACAGCGGGCACCUGGGCAGAGUCAGCUGGGUCCUGCUUCUGCUCCUGCUGCUUCCACUGUUCCUGCUUCUGCUCCCAACACCGUUCCUGCCACCGCCCUUCUCCCCGCCCCUGCCACCUCUCUUCUCCCUGCCCCUGCCCCCGCCCCUGCCACCGCCCUUCUCCCUGCCCCUGCCACCGCCCUUGCUCCCACAUGGAUGCCAGCCACUGAUCAAGGGCCUGAGGGCCUACACGGGAUGUUUGUUUUAUUUCUAAUUGUUCCAAUCCCCGACCCUGACACCCUACCACAAUGUCUCUUCCUCUUCUCCCUUAUCCUUUCUCUCCUCUUCUUUUUAGCUGUGACUUUAUUUCUUCACUGUUGGUUUAUAAUCCAUAUUAAUCCUCAGUAAAAUUUUUAUUUACUUUA
Molecule: messenger RNA, 2353 nt
Organism: Felis catus (domestic cat)
Lineage: Eukaryota; Metazoa; Chordata; Mammalia; Carnivora; Felidae
Product: skin secretory protein xP2-like
Exons: 3
Coding region: 1413-2336 (307 amino acids)
Source: RefSeq, a predicted model, not a curated record